CCCAUCAGCCUCUCACUUUCUUGUUGAAAGUGACAUGUUUUUAGUGGCUGGCAGAAUGAUAGGCCACUCUUUCCUUCAUGGAGGACCACGCCUGUCAGGACUUAGUCCUGCUGUUAUUCAUGUUUUACUUGGCGGCAGUCCAGAAACAGCAACUGUCACCCUGGAGGACUGCCCAGACCUAGACAUCAGGGAAACCAUCAGUACUCUCGAGGGAGAAUCCAGGCUCUCUGAUACUCAAAUGGAAAGAGUACAGAGCUUGGCAUAUUCAUGGGACCUUCCUUGCCCAUCAGAGAACAAUAGGAAGUGGCUUUUUGAGAAGCUGUUACUCCAUGCAGUUCUUGGACGCGUUGCAAGACAAAUAAAGCAACUUAGACGAGGUUUGAAAGAAACCCCAAUAUGGUCCCUGGUAACUCGGCGACCUGAUGCUGUACCCCUGCUUUUUCCAAGGGAGGAAGCGUCCCUGUGUCCAGAGGUGGUACUUCAGCAUAUCACUUGGCCAGAAAUGGAUGAUGAAAGUGAUGAAGAUGAUGACUGCUCAAAGGAAACCAGAUGCCGCAUUUCAGGAUAUCUGAAACAGUUCAUUGCAAAUGCCACACCACCUGAACUGAAAGAGUUGAUGAAAUUCUGGACCGGUUGGGAAAAUCUGCCAUCAAGUCUGUCGGUGGAGAUUGUUCAUGGGACCUACCCAACAGCUGCCACAUGCUAUGAAACACUAAGACUUCCCUGUCAUUACAAGAAUUACAAGUCAUUCAGUGAGGACUUCUUAGCAUGCAUUUCCUCUACACAAUCUGGAUUUGGCUUGCUCUGAGUGACCGACUUGUUAAAAAAAAAAAAUCUACACUUAAGCUGUUGUAGUUCUUUGUGAAGCAGCUUUAUUUAAACAGAACAGUUCUGUUGAAAUAUUGAAUCAAUUCAGUUUUCUGAUUUUUGUUAGAUCACAAGUUCAAUACAUACAGUACAGACCAAAAGUUUGGACGCACCUUCAGAAGGUGCGUCCAAACUUUUGGUCUGUACUGUAUGUUUAAAUGUAAUCAUUUGUAUUACUCAGUGACAUUGUUGUUACUCCACUUCCUGUAGUUAUGUCAAAUUCAAGUUCAAAUUCAAAUGUUCAGAGUAGAUAUUUCAUUUAAGUCUAAGUCAGUACUGUUUGUACAGGCAGUUUUAAAUAUUAAAGUGAAAUAGUUUUUUAUGCAAAAUUGAAUGUCAUUUAUUGAAUGUACUUAGUACUUGAAUGCACUUGAAUGUUCAUAUAUGCUUCAAGUAUGAGAAAAUAAAUUAUAUAAGACAAA
Messenger RNA from Cyprinodon tularosa, 1289 nucleotides. RefSeq names its product G2/M phase-specific E3 ubiquitin-protein ligase-like. Lineage: Eukaryota; Metazoa; Chordata; Actinopteri; Cyprinodontiformes; Cyprinodontidae. The record is from RefSeq and is a predicted model, not a curated record. Bases 35 to 808 code for a protein of 257 amino acids. Gene Ontology annotation, molecular function: ubiquitin-protein transferase activity. The transcript has 5 exons.